GAUAUUUUACGCUCUUUGAAUCGGGUUUAAGACCCGGGAAGCAAGGUUCGUGGCGUCGCAUGCCACCUGCACUUGUUCCGAGUUUGUGUUGUCCUUGGUAUAUUCACACACUCCUACAUUCCUUAAUCUGUGGUUUAAGAACGUCCUUGAUGGGAGGACGUCGGUUGUUACAGAAAACCAAUAUUAUGGACAGUCGCAGCCAAUCAAAAACUAGCUUUCAUAAUUUUGACGGAGUGGGCAAGGACGUUAGAGUUGCCUCGCAUGUCUCGGCCGUCGAAGUUUGUUUUGGUCUGCUGGUCCCCGUAGGUUGUUAAGUACAAAGGAGGACCGAGGAUGACAGGACAACCUGUAAAUCACCUGACCAGAAAAUUAGGGUGGAGUUUACAUCAUCUGCCAUGGACAUUCCACACUAUCCCACUGAAGAAUAUGAUGUUUGAAAGAGAAGCUGUUUUUGGAUCACACACAAUCUGUUUCAUGAGGCACAUAACACCAGCUGUUUGUCCAGCUCAUAAUAGAUGUCUUCAUGGUCAGGAGGGGUCAAACAUACUACCAAAUGUGUGGAGUGCACAUAAUGUUAUCACUUGCUUCAAGAGACAUUGCUUACCCUGGAGACAUUUUCAUUCAUCAGGACCAAGCAUCCAUCAGCUAGGGACUGGCAUAGGAAAGUCUGACAACAGUGCACAUCGCAGUUUUGGUGUAAGAGAAAGUGAUACUUCAGUUGCAGCAUGGGCACUGAGACUUUCCAAUGAAAAUAAUUACUUGUCAUGGUGCAGGAACACCUAUCUGACCACAGUAGUAGGCAUUGCCAUGCUGGGGGAAGGGGCCUCAUUAUUGGCCCAGCAUGCUGCAGAGGGGGCAUUCUUUGUCGCUGGAGUUAAUCUUUUGUGGGGCACUGGUCAGUUGUUCUACAAUGUCUUCUACCUUCGGAGACGAAUGGAAAUGUCGUGGAUAUGGGCAAUACUUUAUUUGUCCAUGGCAACUCUUCAUUUGCUACUGUGGCUAAUGGUGUGUUUGCUUUAUAUAGGCUACACUGAUGAUCAACGAAGGAUCAUUGCUAUAGGUUUCUGUACUAGCUCAGGCAGUCAUUCUGCUCUUCAAAAGAUGAUAUUAUCAAAGAUGAACACUUUACCACUCUUCUGGAAAUAUUAAAUAUUGACUACACUUAACAGCUAAAAUAUAUGAAGAACAUGCAGGUUGGUUACCUGUACUGUGAUGGGGUCCUAUUGGUAUAAUUUGGCUACAUUUUAGCACUAUGACCAUAGUGUUUUGCAUAACAACUAAGAUACAAUAUUUAACAGUUCAUUUGUAACUGCUGCAUUAUGUUUUGUCAUUAGCCAUGUCUUAUUUUCUGGUUAUUUUGUUAUCUUAGUAUCAGCAUACUUAGAAGCACCUCUAGGAUGUUCUAAAUCAAUGAAACAUCCUGUUCAGUACACCUGCACUUUAUGAAAAAAUUAUAUUUGCAUAUAUCCUGUAACUGUGAUCAUUUUUUUAUUUUUUUAUGCUGGACCAAUACUGUGUUUAAAUAAUGCUGCAUCUUAACUGCUUGUUACAAGCUGUACACAUUCUUGUAAUAUAACUAGACAAGUUGUCUGUACUGUGCAAUUUUUAUUGAAGUUUUCGGAAUAAUGUCUGAGUUGAGACAGUCA
Pomacea canaliculata is the source of this 1646-nucleotide messenger RNA. RefSeq lists its product as uncharacterized. NCBI's taxonomy places the organism in Eukaryota, Metazoa, Mollusca, Gastropoda, Architaenioglossa, Ampullariidae. The record is from RefSeq and is a predicted model, not a curated record. Bases 334 to 1149 code for a protein of 271 amino acids. The transcript is spliced from 6 exons.